This is a messenger RNA of Tachysurus vachellii, 1609 nucleotides long. It is a transcript of the gene parietopsin, whose product is annotated as parietopsin. Gene Ontology annotation, cellular component: membrane. Gene Ontology annotation, biological process: adenylate cyclase-activating adrenergic receptor signaling pathway. The coding region runs from base 1 to 1551 and encodes 516 amino acids. The transcript has 2 exons. Gene Ontology annotation, molecular function: dopamine neurotransmitter receptor activity, coupled via Gi/Go; G protein-coupled receptor activity. The record is from RefSeq and is a predicted model, not a curated record. Lineage: Eukaryota; Metazoa; Chordata; Actinopteri; Siluriformes; Bagridae.
AUGAUCAGUAAUUUCUCUAAUCCUUGGGAACAAGUGAAUGAGAACACAUGGCAAAAUGACAUCCAUGUGUCCAUCCUGGUUACCAACUGUACAGUGUUGCUUGUAACCUUUUUUGUGGGAAUCCCAGCCAACCUUUUUGUCACGUAUGCUGUAUACCAUCAGAAAUCCCUCCAGACCUCCACCAAUGCUCUCUUGGUUAAUCUCGCAGUCAUCGACCUGCUGCGAUGUGCUACAGACUGUCCGUUACUCCUGGUUGUCGUCUUGAACGAAAACAACAAAAGAGACCUUGGGGAUCUUUUCUGUGAUGGCCAGGUGAUGUCAUUUUCCCUCAGCUGCUGUGUCCAGUUGUUCACUCUGGCAAGCAUUAGCGCUGAAAGACACCAGGCCAUUGCUAAUCCAUUUAAGACCGCUGAGCGGCGAAAACGGGUUAAGGUGUGGAUCCCGCUCACCUGGGCCGUGGCCAUUGUGGUGUCAGCUUUGUGCGUCAUGUUUACAAAAGACUCCAUUGUUUAUGUGCGAUGUAGAGCUUUGCAUUGGGAUAUUUUAAAGACAUAUGGCUCCUUUGGACGUUAUGUCUUGUUGCCUGUCUGGUCCCUGUGCUUGGCUCUUAUAGUUGGCUUCUAUUCCCACAUAUUUUUCCUGGUCAAAGCGCACAACAGAAAGAUUUUUGACAAGGGCAUUUCAGCCCCAACUUACAAAAAAGUUCCUGAAGUUGUAGAAUCAAAGAUUGCAUUUGUGAUGGAACCAGUGGCGCUGAAAGAAAUUUAUAAUACUCAAUUCAUUCAAGAGAGAAAUGAGCCGUCAUAUAGUACAAAGUCAUGUAAUGGAGAUCCUAAAGACCAAAAUCAGACUCUUUCUAUGGACCCCAAAACCUCGGAUGUCAAGAAAGAAGAGACUCUCAAAUAUCCCAACCAGCAAAGUGUAAUACUUGUUUCUGAACUGCACCACGACACAAAUGAACUGAUAGAUCUGGAAAACAAUGGUGAGAAUUCAGGUGAUCUUCUUAAAGAUGUUGAGAAACCAAAAUCUGAGCAAGUUCCUCCAGCAGCAACCAACCAGCAAAUUGUUUCUGAACCGCACAACCCUUCGACUGAACUGACAAAUCCAAAGAAUGGUGAGGAUAACCCAGGUGAUCCUCCAAAGGAUGACAAGAACCCAAACUCACAGCAGGUUCCUCCAGGAGCAGAUGAUGCUCAGACUGUUUCAGCAGGCCAAACCAUAGAGGUGAUGGGAGAAGUGUGCAUGAUGCCAUCCUUCACCAAUAAAGAAAGGAGCAGCAAGAAGAAAGAGAGCAAGCUGGCCAAGCGCUCUGGUUACAUCAUUCUUACUUUCCUAGUCUUCUGGAUGCCGUUGAUUGGGACAGUGGUCCGGAACACAUUUCUGAACAAAAACCAGAUUUGGGAAGCGAUGCAGGAGUUUGAAGUUCUUGUGGUCUCCAUUUCCUGCAUGACAUCCCUCACCAACCCGAUCAUUUAUGCAGUGGUGAAUCCUCAGUUCCGCACCGAAUUCCACAGCCUGAAGGCGAGAUGUAAAGCACUAUGCACGAAUUGAAAUAAAAAAAUUUUAAGACUUUUAACUCUUCAUUGUUGACCAACUAUGUCAAAACUGC